Messenger RNA from Vigna angularis (adzuki bean), 1678 nucleotides. RefSeq lists its product as uncharacterized. The record is from RefSeq and is a predicted model, not a curated record. NCBI's taxonomy places the organism in Eukaryota, Viridiplantae, Streptophyta, Magnoliopsida, Fabales, Fabaceae. Bases 150 to 1595 code for a protein of 481 amino acids. The transcript is spliced from 7 exons.
AAUUUGUGUUUGGAAUGCAUUUGACGAAAGCUUAGUAUACUCAUUGACUGGGCAUAUUGAAUCUCCUCUUCAAACCAAGUUUUAAGUACUAAACUUAGCUGAAGAUCUUGGCAGGAGAUUGUUAGCUGUAUUCGAUACUCCUACAGAAUAUGGCAUCAGAUGGUUGUGACCCUCCUAUUCCACCUUCAGCAAAAUCAGAAAAGGAGAAGGGCAAGAAGAAAUCUUAUAUGGUCAAGUUGUUAAACCGUUUCAAUAACGUAAAUGCUUCAAGUAGUCAGCCAUCUACACCUACCUCUACCUCCACUGCUAGAUUUGUUCCACCACCAUUACAAGUUCCUGGUUUGACACCUACUCCACCACCAAUUCCACCUUCGUUGGAAGUUCCUCCUUUGACACCUAGUUCACAACAAUUUGCUGCUGAUCAAUGGAGAUCACCCUCCCCCCAUGUUGGUUCUAACCCAACAACUCCCACAAAUAUGCCAUCACCAUCUCCUAUAGGGGAUAACCCUCCACGUUCAAGUUCAGCAGCCAAUGACUUUGAAGAUGUUUCCAACAAUCGUCCAAUCAUUACACCUAUUGGAGGAGGCUUUUAUCCAACAAAAACAGCAUCCAAAGCAAUCACAGCCACCAUCAAGGCACAGUUUGAUGAGCCAUGGGUGACAUGGGGACAAAUACCUCAGACACGAAGAGAUGUUUUCUUUGAGCGUUUUAGGAGAAAGGUUUCAUGGAGGUCUAACCAUGAAGAAAAGGUGAAAAAAAAUUUCCACACAAAAGCAUCUCAUAGAUUAUCUGAGAUGUUUAAAAAAGCUCGAACAGAAGGAAAAAAACCUGAUUGGAUGGGGGAUAUUGUUUGGAAUGGUCUUUUGGAGAAGUGGAACAUGCCACUUUAUAGACAAAAAUGUGAAAUGGCCAAAAAGAACAGGACAUCUGACAAGGGUGGUUGUUUGCACACUGGGGGAUCCAUUAGCGUGCAUGAGCAUGCAAUUCGUCUGUCACAGGAGCUUGGUCGGUCAGUGCAUGUUGAUGAAAUAUUUCAGCAGACACAUAUUCGAGCAUCAACAGGAGAAUUUGUCGAUGAAAGGUCUAGGCGGACACAUGAAGAGUUUGAAGCCAGAUUUUCUCAAAUAAGAUCUGAGACAGCAUCCGUUGGGGCUUCAACAUGUGCUCCCCUAGACCCUGCAGAUGAGGAAAGAUUGAGGAACCAAUGUUGGUUGGAUGUUGUUGGUGGAAGGUACAAGGGACGCGUAUACGGCAUUGGAAAUGUCAGUGCUCAAGAUGACUGUGUCGAUAGUUACAUACAACAGACACAGGCAUCUUCUUCUCAGCAACCGAUUGCAGAGGACAUUCUUAACCUCCACACACGAGUAUCAACCCAUGAUGACCAACUUCGACAGAUGAACUCUCAAUUGCAAGGCUUUAUUGGUGUCAUGAUGCAGUAUCUUCCACCUCCUGCAGCCGCAAUUGCACAACAAUUUCUUCAAUCCCAGAAUCAGCCACAAGCUAAUGUUCAACCACAACAACCACAACAACCAACAGAUCAACCACAGCAACCAACAGAUCAACCACAAGAUGAUACUGUUUAUGGAGAUUACUAGUUAUGUUUUUAGAAGUAGGACAUGUGUAUGACUCACACUUAUUCCCUCAAUGACUUUUUUCAUGUUAUUUGAACUUAUUAUGA